GCCCUCGCUCGCGAGUCUUUAGAGCGCACACGCUACAUCCCCUGGUCGCUUAAUCCUGGGUACCGGCUCCCGGCGCAGCCAGCCACGAGUCUCCCCACCCGCAGGCUACAUUUCAUUGCUCUGUGAAAGUGUCCACUCUUGUCUGGGAAUUCACACAAGGUCAGUUUACCUGAAGAAGACAUCAUUGUUCUCUUGGAUCAACUACUCUCAUGUCAUUGCAAAAAGAUGAGGAUGUUUAAUGUCUUUAUAUUCACAUCCUUCUGUCAUUUGCUGAACGCCUUUAGUAUCACUGUUCCCAAGGACCUGUAUGUAGUUGAACAUGGCAGCAAUGUGACAAUCGAAUGCAAAUUCCCAGUAGAAAAACAACUAGACUUGGGUUCAUUAGUUGUCUACUGGGGAAAGGAGGAUGAGGAAAUUAUUCAGUUUGUGCAUGGGAAAGAAGACCUGAAGGUUCAGCACAGUAGCUACAGGCAGAGGGCCUGGCUGUUGAAAGACCAGCUCUACCAGGGAAAUGCUGUCCUUCAGAUCACCAAUGUGAAAUUGCAGGAUGCUGGGGUUUACUGCUGCAUGAUCAGCUAUGGUGGUGCAGACUACAAGUGGAUUACCUUGAAAGUCAAUGCACCAUACCGAGAGAUCAGCCAAAGAAUUUCUAUGGAUCCAGUCACCUCGGAAUAUGAACUAACAUGUCAGGCUGAGGGCUACCCUGAGGCUGAAGUCAUCUGGACAAGCAGUGACCACCAAAUCCUGAGUGCUAAAACCACCAUCACCAAAUCCCAGAGCGAAGAGAAGUUUUUCAAUGUGACCAGCACACUAAGAAUCAACACAACAGCUAAUGAGAUUUUCUACUGUACUUUUAAGAGAUUAAGUUUCACAGAAAACAAUACCGCUGAAUUGGUCAUCCCAGAACCAUCUACAUUACUUCAAAGGACUCACUUUGUGAAGCUAGGAGCUGUACUGUUUUGCUUUGGUGCAGCAUUGACAAUCCUGAUCUGCUUAAGAAAAAAUGUGAGAAUGCUAGAUGUGGAGAAUGGUGGCAUCCAAGAUAUAAACUCAAGGAAGCAAAAUGAUACACAGUUUGAAGAGACGUAACCAGCAUUGAAAAUUACAUUUUUCAAGCAGGGAUUCUUGGCCUGUUGUUUGGGAGUUCAUGGAUGAAAGGGCCUAUGGGAUGCUGCUGAUGAUGUUGGAAUUAAAAGGCCCAAAUAUUGAAAAUGGAACCUGGGGAAAGAAGAGGAGAACAAAGAAAGAUGGGAGUAGAAAGGGGAGCCUGGAAGGAAACCUGGGCAUUUCAACAUAAGCUGAGAGACUUGUUAGUGCAUGUAAAAGGGACAAAGAACACUUCUGAAUGAGGGUCUCCAAGCAAACCAUCCAUCACUCAUGCUAGGAAAGUGGGUUGAGGAUCCCUGAUUUCAUGGAUGUUCUUGCAGAAGUGCCCUUUGCCUCUCCUUGUCUUCUCCACCUCCUCGUGUUGCAACGGUGUUGAAGAAUGAGUUGUUUCUAUUUAUUUUCAGUCUGAGGGGGUCUUGUCAUAUGACUGUGGUUAUGAAUGAUUUCUUUUGAAGACAUUCUAGAGUAGAAGUCAAAAUUUUGUCACCAAACUCUAUACUUAACUGCUUGUUUGUGUUCAGUGAAAUAUCUAGUAUUUGUUAGAUACUAGUAUUCUCUGUAACUGACAUUACAAAUUGGAAGCAUAGAAAAUAAGCCAUUGGUUUGUAUAGGAUUUGACCUUAUAUAACUUAUUGAUAUUUUGUUUGACUUGACUAAUCCUAUUCUCAGACCUCAGGGGUCUGCUGCAAAAUCUGUUCUCUUUAAAUAUCAGAUUUAUAACUGUGUGGUACUAUACACACAUGAUCUCAUAUAUUCCUGUCAUCACAACCACUAUUAUAUCCAUUUCGCAGCUGAGGAAGCAAAGAGAUUAAGUAGCUUGUACACAGCAGUAAAUAGCAGUAUUCAGAUUUCCUCAAUUUAUCUGCUGUCCUUUUGGAAUACAAUUUACAUCUCUAUUUUAAGAAAUAUGUUUAUUUAAAAAGUGUUUAAAUAUCUUUGUAUGUUACAUGUGCCUUGCAUUGGGCCAGGCAUUGAGUCUACAGAAGUGAGCAAGACAAAAUAUCAGUUACAUAAACAUUAUAAUAAAGCAAUUUUUAGAUUAUAGGAAGUCAGUAUUUUUUUUAAAAAAACUGUGGAAAAUAACUCUGGAAUUCCUUUUCUAGCAUUAUAUUUAUCCCUGAUAUGACUUUACCAUACUUCUCUAUGUAGUGUGUGGUAUUUUUAGCACCUUCUUUUCAUUUUUUCUCCAUUUAUGCUUAUUUUAUGUUUGCACAAAGUGAUGCCCAUGGGUUCUCAGGUUACAGUGAGUCAUUCCAGAGUCAAUUCAGCAUUGAAGGGCAGAGUUGUUUUGUUGUUGUUGUUGUUGUUGUUGUUGUUUGGUUUGGUUUGGUUUUCUACUGAGGAUUGAACACGGGGCCCUGCAAGCUCUCUAUCUCUGAUCUGAUCUGCAUCCUCAGCCUUUUUUAUUUUGAAACAGAGUCUUGCUAAGUUGCAGAGAAUGGCCUCCAACUUGCAAUCCUCCUGUGUUUGCUACCUGUGUGGUUGGAAUUACAGGUAUGUACCAUUGUACCUAGCAAUGGCCUUAUUAUUAACUCUGUAUGCAAGAAACAAGUCAAAAACUUUUAAAAUAUGUUUUCUUUUUUUUUUUAUACCAAGGAUUGAAAUCAGGA
Messenger RNA from Ictidomys tridecemlineatus (thirteen-lined ground squirrel), 2717 nucleotides. RefSeq names its product CD274 molecule (gene Cd274). Gene Ontology annotation, cellular component: external side of plasma membrane. The record is from RefSeq and is a predicted model, not a curated record. NCBI's taxonomy places the organism in Eukaryota, Metazoa, Chordata, Mammalia, Rodentia, Sciuridae. Gene Ontology annotation, biological process: positive regulation of T cell proliferation; cell surface receptor signaling pathway; negative regulation of T cell proliferation.